This is a messenger RNA of Saccostrea cuccullata (small rock oyster), 5673 nucleotides long. RefSeq lists its product as uncharacterized. Gene Ontology annotation, biological process: signal transduction; peptidyl-tyrosine dephosphorylation. The record is from RefSeq and is a predicted model, not a curated record. NCBI's taxonomy places the organism in Eukaryota, Metazoa, Mollusca, Bivalvia, Ostreida, Ostreidae. Bases 137 to 5626 code for a protein of 1829 amino acids. The transcript has 21 exons. Gene Ontology annotation, cellular component: plasma membrane; cell junction; cytosol. Gene Ontology annotation, molecular function: protein tyrosine phosphatase activity; NAD+ binding; protein kinase binding.
AUUUGACCUGCAUUAAAUAAGUUCCCUGUAUCAUGUGAUAACUUUAGUUCGAUAAAGGCCCACCAUCCCUGAAACUAAUAAGAUGUUGCUGGUGGAUACUGAUGCCUGUCUGGAGUUUCUUUAGUUGUGGUUGUCGAUGCCGUCCGUCGCCAAUACCUGGGUUGUUAUUGUGUAUUUACUGUGCGUGUUUAAAGAAUGUGUAGGAAACCCAGUGUUUGAGAGAAACCAGCCACAUGCUGAAGAAUCGCAGGAACACCAGCAGGUACAUCCCGCCGGGGAUAGGGUUGGUGCUCAAGACCAACAAUAUUUACCACCGUUCUUAGAAAACAACAUCCAAAAUAGUCCCAGGAGGAGGGAUAUUGACACGGUACCUCAGCUACAACAACGUCAGGAUAUAAUUCAAAACGAAAACUUAGUUUCCAAUCAAAGAGGUGUCUUAGUUCAGACAAUCAAAAGUAAUUUGCAAAAGAAUUCUUCAGUUACACAAAACAUAUCAAGAGAAUCUGAUAUAGUGCCAAACCAGAAGUUAAAUACACAUAUACAUCUUGCUGAAUUAAAUUCUACGACGAAUUCUUUGAACGGGACUAAUGUUACAACCCAUCAAAACAUCAUUCAAAUUCACGGAAGAAAAAAUGACAUAGAUUUAGGACAAGAGGUCUUAGGUCGUAGAAAUGAAGUUGGUGAUCGGAAUGAAUCAUCAAACAUUAACUUUGGACAAAGUGAAAAUCAAGAAAAACUCAUCCCCAUAGUGAAGCGCACAGUUUUACCUUCCCCUUUUACUGAAACACAAAACAUAUCACUGUCUUUGGGAAAUGCUCCAUCAAACGAAGGACCGGAGAGAGGAAGAUUGCCAGAUGAACCAAAUCCUGAGAUUCUGAAUGCUAAUGAUACUAAUCUUCAAGAUCUCCACCUAAACAAUAAUGAAAUUAAGAUAGAAAAUCAUGGUACCACAAGAAAAAUUAACUCUUCAACAACAAUUACUCCUUUAGAAACUCCUCAUUCCAACAUACCUUUUCCACAAAUUGAUCCUGAUUCUGGAACUGUAGUGGAACCGAGUGCUAAAUAUGAAGGAAAUAACAGCGAUAAUGUUCUCGAAAACAGACAUAGCACAUUCGCCUUACCAACAGAAAUUGUUCCCUUAGCCACAAUAGACAUUUCGGGGGAAAAUCCUGACGUUGAACAUAUAGAAAUCGUUAACAAUACAGUUGAUUAUUUAAGCCAUGAAAAUACAACAGUUACGGAAACUUUACAUACCAAAGAGAAUAAAUAUCGUACCAAAGGUGAUAUUCCUGAAAUGACCCUUCCACAGAAAGCACCUCAUCAACACGAAAUCACAGAACAACCUCUUCAACAAACACCAGAAUCUAGACAAUUACCAAAUGAGUAUACUGGUAGGCAAACAACUACUCAGAACUCACAUGAAGAAGGUUCGCAUAUAACCAACUUUUCUCAAGAGCCCGUGCUUCACCAGGUUACCGUGAGAGAUUUCUCUACGAAAUCAACAACUCGCGAAAUAUUUCCAACCGAAGAAAUCUUAAAUGGAAAGGUGUCUGUUAUACAUGAAGAACUACCAAUAAGGACUCGAUCUACAUUGACUUCUUCCACAAACAAAGAUGAAUUUCAAACAUUUCGACCAAUUUAUUCGAGUACAAAUUCUCAUCAAGGAGAAAACAACGAAGGUAGAACAUUUCCUCCUACCGAAGUGGUACCCGAAAUGACCAUCAGGCUACCAACAGAACAAAUAAAUCCUGAGCCAACCGAAUCCAUAUUUCAAAAAUCCACACAAGUUAAUGCUGCAACAGAGGUUGGUCCAGAAAUCAGUGGAAGGACAGAGAGACCCGAUGAACCCGUACCACAUGUUACUCUGUACAUUCCAACAGAACCAAUGGAGGUUCCUCCUACAACAACAGUUUUACCGAUGACAGAGUCAUCGGACCUGGGUACUAGUAUAUCUUCGAGUAUUAAUGGAUACGUAACGGAAAAAAAUAAUGACAAAGUUACAAAAGAAAAUGAGAAGUUAAUAAGUUUUCAAGCUACAGCUGAGGAGAGAGAACCAACUUACCCAACUGUCCCAGAAGAAAUAAAUGUGGAUUUUCAAACAACUGUAUCUGAAUCUAGAACCCAACAUUAUAGCAUUACUAGUACACAGCAUACUAAUAUCGAAGAAAUAUCACACAGUCGUCUACCUCUUGCUCAUACUGAAGCGGAUUUAAACUCGACCACAAAGCUAUGGAAAACAGUGCAUUCUCAAUUCAGCAGCACCCAUCCCACUGUCAGUGACGGGGAGUUAACCAAUAGAAUACCCGAGGUUCUCACCAGCGUAACAUCUGAAAGAACGGUAUCUCCUGGGCACACUGCAGCUUAUUCCAAAACAUUGCCAUCUGAAAGAACUGUAAGCCAAGAAAGUUCUAAAUCAUCGUUCUCUGCUUUAAGCCAAUAUCCCACAAUGUCAAUUGAAAAUAGUACAAUAGACGUAAUAUCUUCUAACGAUAUGUCCACAUUACAAAAGCAGGAUCGAAUAACAACAAUAGAAUCAUCAAAGAUCAGUCAAACAUUUACAACUCUCGAAAGUCCUCUCAAAAAUACCACCACCAUCUCGACACGUCCUACAGUAAAAAAUGUAACUACAAGACGACCGUAUCCAACACUUUCCCGGUCCACAACUAAAAAACAAAGAACUAAUGCUCCAACCACAAAGAAGCCCACAGAAACUCCAAAACCUCCCGAGAAACCAGGUGAUACUUUCACAACACAGCCAUUGGUGCCUCCUGUGUAUAUUAGCAUGCAGUUCCGUAUGACAUUGAACGAGUUCUGUUCAGAAAAAUCAACGUUCCUGAAAGACUUGACAAAGAUUAUAAGGCGGAAAAUGGAUAAGUUUGAGGAAAAGCAGAUUAAGUUCAUCAAUCAGUUGUGUUACGACAAAGUCAAUGAAAACAGAAUUGAUUCUGGACCGAAAGGUGAUAUUACUAUCGUUACUGUGGAUUUAUACGUUACUGAUAUUAAAGGACAGAUUGACGUAAAACUGACAAUAGAUUCUUCCGAAUUUCUUCGAACUGGCUUUUCAACCUCCCAGUCUCGAUAUGGUCAAAAGCUUGUGAAUGUCCAUCUUAUCAACUCCUAUGUCAACAAAAACCAGAAAGACGAAUCAGACAAAGGUCUCAACUCUGGCAUGACCAUUGCCAUUAUCAUUGUUAUCAUCGGGGGCGUCUGUUGUGUUUGUCUGAUUAUGUUACAGAUUCUGAUGCACAGAAGAAGCAAUAAAGGUUCAGAGAACUUUCUCCCAGGCUCCAAUCGUUUUUCUCUGAGAAGCUUAGAUUCCAUUGCACUUAAUGCUGUUCCAAAGUCGAGGCCACACAGUGGUUUUUGGAAUCCUGGUUUAGAGAACAAUGAGGAGAGUACUUCGUCAUGCUCAAAUCCUCUUGGAUUCAACAAUUUGUCGAACAUGACUCGAGAUAUGGUUGAAAUCUACAAGGAAUUCGACAAACUCCCAUAUGAAAUGCCAAGCCUUUCCUGUGUCCCAAUUGGAGCUGAGGAUAAAAACAGAUAUGCCAACGUAAUUCCACAAACACAUUCACGUGUUAAGCUAAAGAAAUUAGAACACGAAGAACACUCUGAAUACAUCAAUGCUAAUUUUGUCACAGGAUACAAAAGUGACCUACAUGCCUAUAUUGCUACACAGGCCCCUCUGCCCAAUACAAUUGCAGAUUUUUGGAGAAUGGUUUGGGAACAACAGUGUCGGGUCAUCAUAAUGAUCACUGCUGUCAACGAAAUGCAGCCGCCCCGGGACCCACACUAUAUUCCAGACACGGAGGGAAUUAAUGGACGUGUUCGAUACGGCGAUAUUGUACUUGUUCUGAAAAAGAAAGAAGUUAGACAAGAGUACAUUAUGUCAUUGCUGGAAGUUAAAGAUAUAGAAAACAACCUUUUAAGAGAAAUUCGACACUUCUGGUUCACAAGUUGGCCUGUGGAUUCUGUCCCAGAACCAAUAUCAGUGAUAAAGCUUAUCCUAGACACACGUGUCCAUUAUGAGGAUAGUGGGGCACCACUAAUAGUACACUGCAGUUCGGGUACAGGCAGGACAGGGACUCUAAUCGCCAUUGAUAUUUGUAUGCGCUCCUACGAAAACAAGAGGGUAGUAGAUAUAUUGGGUUGUGUCUGCAACAUGCGAAAAGAGCGUGCUGGAAUCGUGCAAAACAAGGAACAAUACGCUCUCAUUUAUAAGGUAUACACCGAAUCAAAGUUAGUGCCUUGCCUGUAUGGUUGUUUUGAUAAGAAAAUGUCUGUCAAUUACUCUGAUGGAUUAUCUCCAUAUGAACAUAAAGGUAAAUGUGGCCAAGCAGAAAAGUUUGAUCCCUCUGAGGUAGUAGCAGACAAAGUUGGACAGUUGGCAGACAUGAUAAGGUCAAGCAGACACUUGGUUGUGCACACGGGGGCAGGCAUCAGCACCGCGGCUGGAAUCCCGGAUUUCCGUGGACCCAGAGGUGUAUGGACUUUGGAGCAGAAGGGAGAAAAACCACAAGUAAAUGUGACUUUUGAUAAUGCCAGGCCAACUCUAACUCAUAUGGCACUUGUGGCUUUAGAGAGAGCAGGAAUUGUCAAGUAUGUAAUUACACAGAAUGUUGAUGGCUUACAUGUCAGAUCAGGUUUUCCCAGAAACAGGCUGUCUGAGCUCCAUGGGAACAUGUUUGUAGAGGAAUGUGAUAAAUGUGGAACACAGUUUAUAAACAGUUCAGCUGUAGCCACCAUGGGUUUAAAGCCAACAGGAAAUCCAUGCUUGUUCAUCAAAACAGGAGACAGGAAAUGCAGGGGGCGUCUCCGAGACACAAUCCUGGAUUGGGAGGAUUCCCUGCCUGACAGAGACCUGGAGUUGGCAGACCUACAUGCAAAGAAAGCUGACUUAAAUCUUACACUUGGAACUUCUUUGCAAAUUGUUCCCAGUGGAAACCUUCCACUGGCCUCCAGAAAAAAGGGUGGAAAAUUGGUUAUUGUGAAUCUACAGCCAACCAAGCAUGACAACAAAGCUACAUUAAAAGUUCAUGAAUAUGUAGAUGAAGUGAUGUUACAGUUAUGCAAAUUACUUGAUAUUACAAUCCCAAAAUUCCAGGGACCAGAAGCUCUUUUGGAAUCAAUGCAUACUGAUAAAGAAAAGAAAUUAAAUGUCUAUGUGAAGGAUCCACACAAGUUUGUGAUUCCUACUGUUGAGUGUGUAAGUAUUAAAUCUGAGGUAAAAAAGGAGGAAGAAGGGACUGAAAUCAGUGAUAAACACUCGAUGGAGGUUAAAAUUAAUUUUCCUGUGCAGAGUGUGGAAUCAAAUGAAAGCAAGAACAUAUUCAUUAAAGAAGAGGUUUAUGGACAAUGCAGAACUAUUCCAGUUGAACAAAAUCUCAAACCCUUUUCUGAUAACAGAACAAAAAGUGAACAAACAUCUACACAAAUUUUCCAGGAGGGAACAAAAAUCACUGAAGAAGGUGAAUUAAAUGUUAUAACAAGACCAACAAAAAUAUUAACAGACUUGAGUUAUGAUGUGGAGUUUGAUUCUGAAGUUUCAUGCAAAAGGAAAAUAACAAGUGUUGAUGUCAGGCAAGAUGGCAUACAGAAUGGUUUGAAAAUAGCAAAAUUGAUCUGAAAUGAAUUCAACUAAAAUUGAAUUCUGUGUGUAAAAAUUACAUUGAA